This is a messenger RNA of Medicago truncatula (barrel medic), 865 nucleotides long. Its product is annotated as probable glutathione peroxidase 8. Gene Ontology annotation, biological process: response to oxidative stress. NCBI's taxonomy places the organism in Eukaryota, Viridiplantae, Streptophyta, Magnoliopsida, Fabales, Fabaceae. The transcript has 6 exons. Gene Ontology annotation, molecular function: peroxidase activity. Bases 134 to 652 code for a protein of 172 amino acids. The record is from RefSeq and is a predicted model, not a curated record.
GCCAAAGAAAAAAAUUAACAUCGGUUUACAGAUUAAUGAGCAUAAAAAACUUAAUUGCAGAAUUUGAGUUAUUUGGUUGUUUCGGGUCUCUUCUUGUUCUUGUUGUUGUGUUGACCUCCAUACGGUACAAAACAUGAGCACCGAACCCAGUAACAGUAAGGAUCCAAAAUCGGUCUACGACUUCACUCUCAAGGAUGGUAUGGGAAAUGAUGUUGAUCUCGCCACUUACAAGGGUAAAGUCCUCCUCAUUGUUAAUGUUGCUUCCAAAUGUGGUAUGACCAACUCAAAUUAUGUGGGGUUAAAUCAACUAUAUGACAAGUACAAACUCAAAGGCCUUGAGAUUCUGGCAUUUCCAAGUAAUCAAUUUGGUGAGGAAGAACCUGGAACCAAUGAUCAAAUAUUGGAUUUUGUUUGUACUCACUUCAAAUCAGAAUUCCCCAUCUUUGAUAAGAUUGAAGUGAAUGGGGACAAUUCUGCUCCCUUGUAUAAAUUCUUAAAGUCGGGUAAAUGGGGAAUUUUUGGGGAUGAUAUUCAGUGGAACUUUGCCAAGUUUCUAGUUGACAAGGAUGGUCAAGUGGUGGAUCGAUAUUAUCCCACCACGUCUCCUCUUAGCCUUGAGCGAGAUAUCUGUAAACUACUUGGUGUUGAAUGAAUACAUACAUGGAUUAAAGCAUCACUUUUUGGCUUUGUAAUGUUCCUUUUUGAAGUUGUAAUAUUAUGCAUAAUAAUGGAUUAGUUUCUGACAAACUGAACAGACAUGAAUAUCCUUAUAGACAACAUGUUGCUUAACUUUAUAAAGAUUGACGAAUGUCAAGACUUUUUUUAGUUUUAUUAUAAUUUUACACCAAUCAUGUAAGAUCUAAAA